Messenger RNA from Ilex paraguariensis (yerba mate), 1422 nucleotides. Lineage: Eukaryota; Viridiplantae; Streptophyta; Magnoliopsida; Aquifoliales; Aquifoliaceae. The record is from the annotation of a GenBank genome assembly.
AUGGCGGCUGCAAUUAUUGAACAUGGACAUUCACUUUCUGUCGAGCCAAAGCCUGACGGAGUCGAGGAAUUUCAAAAUUUUCCUGGAGAAGGCAUUUAUGGGAAAAUUGAUGGGAACGAUAUCCAUGUUGGGAACCGGAAAAUUGCCAUGAGAGCAGGGUGUGCAACAGUUCCAAUCUUAGAAGGUGGUGCUACAGAAGGAAAGUCUGUUGGAUACAUAUUCUUGAAUUCUCUUCCUGCUGGAAUUUUCAGCCUCUCUGAUGUUUGUCGAACUGGGGUCCAAGAGACGAUCAAAGAAUUGAAAAUAAUGGGCAUUAAAACAGCUAUGCUUACAGGAGAUUGUCAUGCAGCAGCUAGGCAUGCACAAGAUCAGAAGAUACCAAAGGCAGUCCGACUUGCAAGAAGAACCUGCCAAAAAGUGAUCGAGAAUUUGAUUUUAUCAGUUACUACUAAGGCUGCCAUACUGGCAUUGGCCAUUGCAGGUCACCCCAUAGUUUGGGCGGCAGUUCUGGCUAAUGUUGGGUCAUGCUUGCUAGUGAUCUUAAACAGCAUGCUACUUUUACGAGGAGCACCGCAAUAUUCAAAAAAAUGCUGCAAAUCCUCUGCUGUGCUGCAUGACCACAAACAUGGAAGCGAAACUGAUGGUGGCCACUGCUCCCACACCAAACAACAUUGUUCUGAUAUUGAAGCUCAAAAGAUGUAUGAGCCUCAAAGCUGCUCUUCCAAGAUGUGUGCAUCAAGGGAUCAUGGAAAACGUGACAUGUUCACUGAGGAUAUAGAAUUAGGCAGUGUACACAACCAUGCUUGCUUGGGCCAUUCGAGCUGUUGUGGGGAGGAUGAAGACGUAAUAAAAGUUGAAAAUCAUGGUGGUUGUGUAGCAGGUGAUAUGAUCCACGAGGCAAAACAUUGCGAGCACAAGGACCAUAGCAUGAUCAAUCACAAUAUGGAAAUGUACAGUGUUCACAACCACUUGGAUUGUUCAAUCAGUUCGGAAGAACUAGACCCAGACUUGCCUACCAAUAAGCAUUGCCACAAGAACAUUUGCAUGAAAAACUGCUUAGAAAACCGCAUCAGCGAUGAAUCAUUAAGCAACAUGGUCAAAAGUUGUAGCAAGAAUUGCCCACCAAAUGGGGAGGAUCAUUCUGAGUGCAAAAAGCAUGCUACAGAAGGUGGUAAGCUUCGCAAAAACUUGUGUUCAACUACUAACCAUGUGGAAUGUACAACUGUUAAGGCUUGUAUGAGUUUGGAGAAUAGACGAUUUGGUGCAUGUUGUGAGAGCUUUAGGAAGGGGUGUUGUGACAAAAAUGGACAUUUUGGUGCUAGUUUCAAAGGAGGUUUGUCAGAAAUUAUCAUCGAAUAGGUUUACUUAAAAGGAUAUUCAACUUCUUUUCCUUAUAAUUCGUUUGGGAAAUUUUGUAGAUAU